Messenger RNA from Adineta ricciae, 840 nucleotides. NCBI's taxonomy places the organism in Eukaryota, Metazoa, Rotifera, Eurotatoria, Adinetida, Adinetidae. The record is from the annotation of a GenBank genome assembly.
AUGGCUGAUACCGAUCAAUAUCGAAGUCAAUCACAAACUCGUGUAACACCACCACCGCCAAGACGAGAGUCGGAACUCAGAACGGGCUCCGCUCAUCUUCAACAACCACCACAUGCAGGGUCAAACCGAGGUGGCAGUGGUACUAAUCAACGAUACGGCAAUGGAGGUUCUUUCUAUACUAAAACAACAGACGCCGAACAUAGUUUAAAUUUGCUGGAACAUUUAUCUGACGAUUUGGCUAAUUUACUCAAUCGAACAGAUAUUAGUGACUGCUUUCUUAAAGUUGACGGAACUUUUAUGGCUGUUCAUAAAUGUAUUCUUGCUGCUCGUUCAAACGCCUUUGCCGCUGUUAUUUCUGGUAAAUUCAAUCGGCUAGAUCCAAGCACACGAGAACAGUUGGAAACAUUAACAGAAAAAGAAAAACUGGUUAUUGUAAUUGAUAAAACUGACCCUGAAAUCAUGAAACAGGUUGUUGUUUUUAUGUACACUGGGAAAUGUGAACUCAACGAAGGCAACGCAUUUUAUCUUCUCGAAGCUGCUGGUCGCUAUGACAUCAAAGAUUUAAAAGUACAUACAGGUCGAUUUCUUGUUAAUCGCAUUGAUUCGAACAAUGUUCUCACGUUGCUCAGAGCCGCGUACAAAUACAACAAUAAAUUGGUCAAACAAUACUGUAUUGAACAUUUUAUUACUCAUGCUAAAGAAGUAAUGGAUCAACAUGAAUUAUGGAAAAAGUUUGCGGAAGAACAACAACCAAUCGUUGCUGAACUUCUACACUGGCAUGUCAAUCGAGACUUAUUCUAUUCUGAAAAACCUCAAUGGGACGCAAAUUCACGUUGGUAA